This is a messenger RNA of Papaver somniferum (opium poppy), 3144 nucleotides long. Its product is annotated as pentatricopeptide repeat-containing protein At5g02830, chloroplastic-like. The record is from RefSeq and is a predicted model, not a curated record. The coding region runs from base 343 to 2964 and encodes 873 amino acids. NCBI's taxonomy places the organism in Eukaryota, Viridiplantae, Streptophyta, Magnoliopsida, Ranunculales, Papaveraceae. The transcript has 12 exons. Gene Ontology annotation, molecular function: protein binding.
CAAACUGUGUAAGACACUUUCUUUUUUCUCUUCUACUAUUGCUAAUAGGGGGUAGCAAUAUACUUGGGGCGAACCAAAUUCCAUAAACAUUCCUUUCAUUUGGAAUGUUACACCCCGAAGCAAAUUCACUGUACCCCCUGCUUAGCAUCCAUGUUUUUUCCCCUCCAGUGUAUAUAAUUAUAACCAAACAAGUGAAUGAAACUGAAGCCUUUCAAAUCCAAUCCUCCUCCUAUCUUCCCCCAAACAAAUUACAUGAUGAUAAAAAAAAAAACCCACCACUUUUUCAUAAAACCCCAAAUUUUACACAAAAACUGAGAAAAAAAAUAAGAAAAGGGAAAAAAAAUGAGAGAGCCAAUUCUGGUAGGUUCAUCUCCUUCAAAUUUCCUCCCUCUGAACAAUAACCCUAAACACAAACCCUAUUUCAUUCAUCCAACGCCUAAAACUUUUACCGCCAAAGUAUCUUCUUCUUCAUCAUCAUCUUCAAAUUCCACCUCCACCACCACUGCCACCGGCAGUAGUACAAGUUCAGCUCCACUGCUGAUGAAUGUACACCAAGACAUUAACAAUCGAUUAAAAUACUAUGCUGAUCUUGCUUCAAAAUUAGUUGAAGAUGGAAGACUUGAGGAUUUUUUAAUGAUUAUUGAGAGUGUUUUGGGUUUAGGUAUUGAACCUAGUUUGUUUGUUAGUACAUUGAAUACCAAACUUGUUUCAGUUGGUUUUUGUAAUUUGAUUAGUAAUGGGAAAAUUAGAGAUGUUGUUGAGGUUUUAAGCAAGGUUGAGAAAUUAGGGAUUUCUUCUGUUUCACUUUUUGAUAAGUCGGUGAAGAAAGCGAUUAGUUUGGAAUGUCGAAGGCUUGUGGAUGUUGGUAAAUUGAAUGACGUUGUUGAUACGAUGGCUGCGCUUUCAGGGUUUGAUUUCCCUAUCAAACAUUUGGUGGAUCCAAUCGAAAUUAUUAAACUGUGUGUGAAGAAACAUGAGCCGAACAUGGUUGUAAGGUAUGCAUGCCUUCUUCCACAGGCUCAAAUAUUGUACACUUUGGCCAUCCAGGAAUUUGGGAAGAAAAGGGAUUUGGAUUCUGCUUUGAUUGCAUAUGAAGCUUCCAAGCGCAAUGGUCCUAAUAUGUACGCUUGGCGCUCUAUAAUAGAUGUUUGUGGUCUAUGUGGCGAUUUCUUAAAGUCCAGGCAAGUUUAUGAGGAGUUGGUUGCUCAGAAGGUGACCCCAAAUUCGUAUGUCUGCAACAGUCUCAUGAAUGUGAAUGCGCAUGAUUUGAGCUACAUCUUGCAUGUCUACAAAGAAAUGCAAACUCUAGGUGUUGCUGCAGAUUUGGCAUCGUAUAAUAUACUAUUGAAGGCAUGCUGUCUUGCUGGGAGAGUUGACUUAGCCAGAGACAUAUAUAAGGAGAUAAGGCAUAAGGCAUCUACUGGGACGCUGAAACUAGAUGUCAUAACGUACAGCACAAUUAUAAAGGUGUUUGCAGAUGCAAAAAUGUGGCAAAUGGCACUGAAGACCAAAGAAGAUAUGCUUUUAGCUGGUGUCACUCCUAAUGAGGUUACAUGGUCGUCUCUGAUCACAGCAUGUGCGAAUGUGGGACUUGUGGAGCAGGCAAUUCAAAUAUUCGAAGAGAUGAUAGUGACUGGUUGUGAACCUAAUACACAAUGUUGCAACACCCUUUUGUAUGCUUGUGUUGAGGCACGCCAAUAUGACAGAGCUUUUCGCAUUUUCCAGUCCUGGAAGGAAGGUGGAAUCUCAAAAGGAUUAUAUUCCAAGGAGUUCAGUAGAAGUACACGUACCCUAGUUAGCAUAGACGUAAAGCAGACAAAUGGAAUUGCAACAAAAAAUUGCCACUCUGAUCAGCUUCAUUUAAGUAAGGUUGUCCGGUUCAGACCCACAAUUGCCACAUAUAAUAUUUUGAUGAAAGCCUGCGGUACUGAUUAUUAUCGUGCCAAAGCUCUUAUGGACGAUAUGAAGUUCGCAGGUCUUUCUCCAAACCAUAUAAGCUGGUCAAUAUUGAUGGACAUAUAUGGGACCUCAGGUGAUAUAGGGGGUGCAUUGCGGGGGUUGAAAUCUAUGCGUGAUGCUGGAAUUAAACCUGAUGUAAUUGCAUAUACAACAACCAUAAAGGCUUGUGUGGCAAACAAAAAUUUGAGCUUAGCAUUUACGUUGUUCGAAGAGAUGAAAAAGUAUCAAUUACAACCCAAUUUGGUCACAUAUAAUACACUCUUGCGAGCUCGUAACAGGUAUGGAUCUGCUUUUGAAGUGCAACAGUGCCUGGCCAUAUAUCAGGAUAUGCAGAAAGCAGGGUAUGCUGGAGAUUUCACAAGUCCGGACAGAUCCUCGCGGUACAGUUCCAAUGAUUCUUAUCUAAAGGAAUUAAUCGAAGAGUGGUGUGAAGGUGUUAUACAGGGCCGCAACCAAAAUCAAGAGAUUCUUGGUCAAAAUGGAUCUCGUGAUAAAACUGCUGUGGAUAAAUCUCACAGCCUGCUAUUUGAAAAAGUUGCAACACACUUGCAGAAGGAUAUCACUGAGACCCGAGCUGUUGAUAUUCGGGGGCUAACGAAGGUUGAGGCUCGGAUUGUUGUUCUUGCAGUUCUCAGGAUGAUUAGAGAGAGCUACGCUCAAGGGAAUCCUGUCAAAGAUGACUUGAUUAUCUUGCUGGGAAUUGGCGAAGGUAUUGCUACCGUCAGCGGCAGUGAGUCAGAAGUGCAGGAUUCUAUAGUGAAAUUAUUGCAGGACGAACUGAGCCUUACUGUUCUAUCGACUGGACCUAGAUAUUCAGUUGCCAGUAGCAAUGAUCAGGGCAACCCUCUUAUCUCAGAUCCAAUUCAUGAAAAUCUAGAACAGAACAGCAAUUUUGAAUCUCCAGCUAGGAGACCUGUAGUUUUAAGAAGACUCAAGAUUACGAGGAAGUCAUUGUAUAAUUGGUUACAGAGAAAAAGUAGUAGGCUUUACACUAAAAGUAGUUGAUGUAAAAAUCAUUUGUUUCUUUGUUAUUAUGUCCAAUUUUUUCUUACCUGUACAAGUUCUUUGAAUGUAAUUUUUUAUCACAAUCGUGUUUUUACCACGACCUUGUAGUAAUAUAUUGUAAUCCAGAAAUCAAAGAGAAUCUCUAUGCUGUUUUUGCCCUUAGGAAUAAUGCAUCAUUUU